Messenger RNA from Nematostella vectensis (starlet sea anemone), 1407 nucleotides. RefSeq lists its product as uncharacterized. Bases 423 to 839 code for a protein of 138 amino acids. NCBI's taxonomy places the organism in Eukaryota, Metazoa, Cnidaria, Anthozoa, Actiniaria, Edwardsiidae. The record is from RefSeq and is a predicted model, not a curated record. The transcript has 4 exons.
AGUCUCCUUUUCUACCAAUGUUGCAAAUCGUAAAGGGGGCGGGGGAAGAUAGAUGGCGGAGAAAUGAUUCCCUAAGGGUUUAAAAUUUGUGUGGGUAGCUGUCUAUCAUAAAUAACUCCAGCCAAUUUCGCGUACAGUAGUUUUGACGUGGGGUUUCCGAUUUUCGUCAAAGUACAUUUUACAAGCAAACGAAAUUAAAAUCCUUCUAAAGCUGAAGUAACGAUUUAGAACAACAUAUAUUAAUGUAUAAGUCGGGAUUUUCUAUUGCGAAUUAAUUAGUGUCGCACGGGUUUGAUAAUCCACCAACAGCAGCUGAACAAUCUAGCCUAGCAGCCCCGACGGCAGAAUGGAAAGAUUUGAAUUGCAAAUGUGUAAUUAUUUGCCGCAGCUGAAGUUAAGAUUGAUAGUAUGUAGGUCUUUAUAUGACGAAAUUGAAAACUCAAAGCAAGAGGAAGAGCGCUGCCCAGCAUUCAAAGUUAACAAUGACUUCGUUUGCUGUGUCUUUCCCUCUUGUUUUUCUCGCGUCUUCCUUGCUGUCACAUUAUCCAGUCGAUUCUUCCAAUGUCAUCAUCACCACCGACGAUGGUAGCAAAGAUAAAGCGUACUGUAUGUAUGAGGAUAUGAUGUUUCAGUGUAAGACGGAAAAGGAAUGCGAUGGUGAAGAUUACGUGGACUGGGGACGCGGUAAGGGACAAGGAAAUGAUCCCAACCUAAAGCAGAACGAUUGUAAAUAUCCACAAACAUGUUGCCUGCCAUUUAAGAACUCCGAAGAUUCUGUGGAAAGAUACAAGAAGAAGGUCGCAGCGGAUAAGGGGAAGAGCGACGCAAUGUUCGCAUAGGGACGAAAGAUGAAAAAUGGCAUUCAUUAUCCCAUAAAAUAGAUUUUUCUGUAUAACAUCCACUUAACAACAUGCAUUUCUGAUUUUUCAACUCCCCCAAAGGACUGUCCGUUGAAAUUAUUUAUACAUGGUCAUGUUUUUCGAAUUGAUUCGAAUGAGAUUCGAAUUCUGAAUCUGUUAGAGGCAACGGACAGGAGCGUGGCCAAGCAUAUAAGAGGAAAUGGAAUCUUUGGCGGGGCUGUUAGGGGGUGUUAAGUUGAGCCGCAUUUAACCACAUGUUUGACGUCGUCCUUUUCAUACAUUUGGGCAAACUAGAUUGACUAUAAUUAUUGCAGGAUUAUGAGCUUUUUUGAUAUAAAAUAAAAAAAUAAGCAUCUUAACAUCAGAUUUAGCUAAUGACGCUCUAGCCUUAUUCACAAUUUGAGAAAAAAAAAAGGAUUUUUUAACAGGCAUCUAAUCAGUAUUCCUAAAGAGAUAUUACCUGAAUUAUUUUCAUAAAAUUAAGUUGUACAGUUCUGUCUAAACAUGGUUUUACAGCUAGAAAAUAAACUGUUGACACGAAACAUUA